AUGCUCCACUUCCGCACAGAAGGCUUCAACGGCUGCGCAGUCAAGUACUCACCCUUCUUCGACAACCGCCUCGCCGUCGCCUCAUCCGCCAAUUUCGGCCUCGUCGGCAAUGGCCGACUCUACAUUCUCGAGCUGACUCCGAACGGAAUCGUUCCCUACAAAUGGUUCACAACCCAAGACUCCCUCUACGACUUAGCAUGGUCCGAAAUUCACGAAAACCAAGUCCUCACAGCCUCGGGCGACGGAAGCAUCAAGCUCUUCGACACCGGAGUCGCCGACUUCCCAAUCCAAAACUGGAAAGAGCACAACCGCGAAGUCUUCAGCGUGCACUGGAACCUCGUCGCAAAAGACCGUUUCUGCAGUAGUAGUUGGGACGGGACAGUGCGCGUGUGGACACCAAACCGCCCGCAUUCCCUCCUCACUUUGCCGACGCAUAGCUGCACGUACAGCGCGGCAUUUUCUCCGCAUUCGCCUGACAUACUGUCGUGUGUGUCGUCGGAUUCGUAUCUACGGGUGUUUGAUCUACGGACGCCGGCGUCGGCGUCGAACCAUUUGACGUUGCAGGCGUUGACUAUGGAUUGGAAUAAAUAUCGCCCGUCGACGAUAGCUACGGCAGGGGUGGAUCGGACGAUUCGCACGUUUGAUAUUCGGGCGCCUGGGCAGGGGCCGCAGACGGUGAUGCUGGGACAUGAGUAUGCGGUGCGGAAGGUGGCCUGGUCGCCGCAUUUGUCAGAUGUGUUGCUGAGUGCCAGUUAUGAUAUGACGUGUCGGGCUUGGAGUGAUCAGACGCCGCCGGGGGCGUUGGGGAGAAUGGGUCGGCAUACGGAGUUUGUGACGGGGGUGGAUUGGUGUAUGUUUGGGAGUGAGGGAUGGUGUGCGAGUGUGGGAUGGGAUGAGAGUUUGUAUGUGUGGGAUGUGAGAGCAGUGAUGGGUUAA
This is a messenger RNA of Aspergillus eucalypticola CBS 122712, 936 nucleotides long. RefSeq names its product putative peroxisome biosynthesis protein (Peroxine-7) (gene pex7). NCBI's taxonomy places the organism in Eukaryota, Fungi, Ascomycota, Eurotiomycetes, Eurotiales, Aspergillaceae. The transcript is spliced from 4 exons. Gene Ontology annotation, cellular component: cytosol; peroxisomal matrix. Gene Ontology annotation, biological process: protein import into peroxisome matrix. The record is from RefSeq and is a predicted model, not a curated record. Bases 1 to 936 code for a protein of 311 amino acids. Gene Ontology annotation, molecular function: protein binding.